This is a messenger RNA of Puntigrus tetrazona (Sumatra barb), 1481 nucleotides long. Its product is annotated as C-C chemokine receptor type 4-like. Gene Ontology annotation, cellular component: membrane. Gene Ontology annotation, biological process: G protein-coupled receptor signaling pathway; chemotaxis; immune response. Bases 148 to 1140 code for a protein of 330 amino acids. Lineage: Eukaryota; Metazoa; Chordata; Actinopteri; Cypriniformes; Cyprinidae. The transcript is spliced from 2 exons. Gene Ontology annotation, molecular function: chemokine receptor activity. The record is from RefSeq and is a predicted model, not a curated record.
UGUGUGUGUGUGUGUGUGUGUGUGUGUGUGUGUGUGUGUGUGUGUGUGUGUGUGUGUGUGUGUGUGUGUGUGUGUGUGUGUGUUUUCCCGGAGUCCGGGGGUUUUCCGGUUUUGUAAAUCAGGCAGAUUCUCGAGACACACGGAGACAUGACCGAGGAGCCGGGGACUGGAGCUGCAGCAGACUACAGGGAUUACUAUGAGUGGUCGGAGACGCUGACCCCCUGCGAGGACAGAAACACAGGGCUGUGGGGCGACAGCGUCCGGCCCGUCCUCUACAGCACGGUUCUGCUGGUGGGUUUGUCGGGGAACGCUCUGGUCCUGUGGGUCCUGCUCAGAUCCCGUCACAGAUGGAGUCUGACAGACGUGUGUUUUCUGGGCCUGUCCGUGUCCGACCUGCUGUUCCUGUCGUGUCUGCCGGCGCGGGCUCACAGCGACGUGGACCGCUGGAGGUUCGGCCCGCUGGCGUGUGGCUCCGUCACCGCUCUCUUCACGACGGCUCUCUACAGCGGCGUCUUCUUCUCGGUCCUCGCCGCGCUGGAGCGAUACGUCAUCGUCUUCUACGAGCGCAGCAUCUGUUCCAGGAAGUGGCCUGUGAAAGCGGCCCUGGCUCUGUUCGUCUGGACGCUCAGCCUGUUCGUGUCUCUCCCUCACAUCGUGUUCGCAAGAGUCCGAGAGAACGAGCACAAGAAGUCCUGCGUAACCGAAUUCCCCGAAGGCGCAGCCUGGAUGUCGGUGCUGUACCUGAACGUCCUGAGCUUGGUUCUCCCUCUGAUGAUCACCGGCUUCUGCUUCUGCCGGAUCCUCGGGAAACCAGAAGGAAAGCGGAGCGUGGUCAGACUCCUGCUGGCCGUGCUGGCCCUUUAUUUCUUCUUCUGGACUCCCUACAACAUCGUCACGUUCCUCGAGUUCCUGCAGACGGAGCACUACCUGGUCUCCUGCGAGUGGUAUGGUAAUCUGACUCUUGCCAAGCGGUGUGUGGAAACCACGGCAUUAAUCCACUGCUGCCUGAAGCCCAUCGUCUACGUCUGCGCUGGACGGACGUUCAGAAGAAGAGUCCUCUCGCUCCUUCCGUCGUUCUCCGGCUCUCCUCCGUCAGCCGAGAGCUCUUCUUCUGAGCUUUCCUCCACACUGAUCACAUAGAGACCUCGGGGGUCUGCACACACAUCACAUGCGAAUCGCUCGUGUUUUUCAUCGCACAUUACUUUUUCAUUUAGUAGAUAACUUCUCAGGUUUCUCAUGUACUGACCGACAGCUCUGGGGUUGCCAUGUUGAGAGAAAUCAAGUGCUGUAAUUCUACACUAAAUAUCUACAUUUACUCAAAAACACACACAUUCAAUAAAAACUGUCAAAUGUAAACCUGCUAUAAUUAAAUGUGUUAAUUAAGACACGCAUCACAUCUCCAGUUUAUUAACGGUGUCUUUGCUGCUGCUUUUUAUUAUGAUUGUUAUCAUGUGUGUUUAAUAAAUGUGUGAUUCGUUACA